CGUUUUUAAAGUUUUUAUUGAAUUAAAUCCCAGUCGUCAUUAUCAUGUUCACUCCCUAAAUGUACAUUUGAAUCCAAGGUGUGGCUUUUCUUGUUUGCGUAUUUGCCACAGCACUAUAUGGGAGGGUUAUGAGAGACAGAAUAUAAAGAGACUCAUUCUAUUUUAUUGCAUUAAAGGACCAGAAAUCUUCAGUGAAGUACUUUAAACAAGAACUACAGACAAACCGAGGAUUUGCACAAUGGAAGCUCAAGAGCAGCAGAACUCAUGUGCUGAACUCAGGAUAGUCCUCUUGGGGAAAAUAGGAGUUGGAAAAAGUGCCACUGGAAACACCAUUCUUGGUCAAGAACGUUUCACUGUUAAUUUAUCAGCAUCUUCUGAGACAAAGGUUUGCUGGAAAGAUACAAAAAAGAUCAAGAACAGGCGAGUUUCUGUUAUCGACACUCCAGGAUUGUUUGACCCCAGUUUUACUAUCGAGGAGAUGGUGAGCAGAAUCAAGCUGUGUAUUCCUCUUUCUUCCCCCGGUCCACAUGUCUUUUUGUUGGUCCUUCAGCCUGGAAGAUUCACAAAAGAAGACCUUGACACAGUGGGGAUCUUUCUUCAGAUAUUUGGAGAAGAUGCAAGUAAACACACCAUGAUUCUGUUCACACAUGGAGACAAGUUUGCAGGGAGAAAUGUGCAAGAGUUUAUCAGCAGCAAUUCAGAUAUGGAGAAAGUCUUUGAGAAAUGCCAAAAGCGAUACCAUGUGUUUAACAAUGAUGAUGAGGACACUGUGCAGGUCAAUCAGCUUUUUGAAAAAAUAAACCAGAUGAUUUCUGAGAAUGGAGGUGGAUGUUAUACUAAUGAAAUGCUGGAGAAGGCAGAGAGCGCGAUUCAAGAGGAGACACAGCGAAUCUUGAAAGAAACCGAAGACCAAAGAUGCAAAGAAGUAGAGGCACUGAAAACCAAGUAUGAAGCAGAGGAUCUGACAAAAGCUGUAAUGAAUUUGUUGGAAAGAUUCGAGAGGGAGGCAAGAGAGAGAGCUGAGAGAAAUAACCACUACUUCUACAUAAUUAUAGAGUUUUUGUUCAUUACUCUUAAAAUGUAUGUAAAGAAAAAAUACGCUAAAUGAAUGACUUCAAAUAUAAAAUAGAGUCUCUUUCCAACUCAAUAUACAAUGUGUUUAUAUUUGAGUGGAGGUUAGCAAAGUAUCAAAAGUGAUAUGUGAUUUUGAAUGAAAAACUACUACUUUGUGAUUUAAUUUUUUUCUAGAAAACAGUGCAAAGACAAUGAACAUAUCUUGAAAUUUACAGUAGUCUUGAACAAAAUUGAACACAGUGAGGUUAUCAGACCAUUUAUCUACAAUGUGCAGUGCAAAUACUGUUUAAAACAAUGUCUUUUUU
This is a messenger RNA of Triplophysa dalaica, 1379 nucleotides long. RefSeq names its product GTPase IMAP family member 2-like. Gene Ontology annotation, molecular function: GTP binding. NCBI's taxonomy places the organism in Eukaryota, Metazoa, Chordata, Actinopteri, Cypriniformes, Nemacheilidae. Bases 239 to 1108 code for a protein of 289 amino acids. The record is from RefSeq and is a predicted model, not a curated record. The transcript is spliced from 2 exons.